Drosophila mauritiana is the source of this 3038-nucleotide messenger RNA. Its product is annotated as RNA polymerase-associated protein Rtf1. The transcript has a single exon. The coding region runs from base 2075 to 2860 and encodes 261 amino acids. Lineage: Eukaryota; Metazoa; Arthropoda; Insecta; Diptera; Drosophilidae. Gene Ontology annotation, cellular component: Cdc73/Paf1 complex. Gene Ontology annotation, molecular function: RNA polymerase II C-terminal domain phosphoserine binding; DNA binding. The record is from RefSeq and is a predicted model, not a curated record.
GCCAACUGGCACCUCGCAACCGGCAACUGGCAACUGCCCCUGGCCUAGUCACAUUUACCGCCCGCUCCGCCCUGCGUCGUUCCUUUUAUUUUUUUGACACGGGUAUCCGUAUGCUAGAUUCGUUCGCAGCCCGGCCUGUGUCCUCCGCCAUUUAUGGUACGGGAAUUUGCCGGCACUUGAGCCUUUGAAUUUCGUGGCUGCGUUUGCAUUCCAGCAGCUUGAAUCAAGAAGUCCAGCUCAAAUGCUAACUAGUGACUAGUAAAUACAACGUUUGAUUUAAGCAGUAAUUAGCAGGGGCAAAAAGUAUGUUGGAUCCUUCUCUAUAUUUCCUUGCACUUCAUUUGGGUUUGAGGACCGACGAGCACUGCUGGCAGCACUGCAAAGGGUUAAGGGCUUGGCAUGUCAGCCAGCUGGACGAGGGUUCCGGCCUCCGCAGCUUCUCCUCCGUACAUCCGUACAUAUAUACGUACGUACUACGUACUACCCAUGACACUACUCAUGGGCGCAAACUUUCUGCACAGCCUGUCAACGUCAAGGAGUGGCCAACUGGCCUCCAUGGCGGUGACUGUACCGCGCCCCCGGCCUAAAGGUGUUCGAGGAAAAGUUCUUGAGCCUCGUCGACUUGAUGUUGGGUCCUCCAGUUGGACCAGCUGAUGCCCUCGUGAUGGAUGGGUCUCAUGGCGUUUAGAAUUUUCUAGGAUUUUUCACACCCAUAGCCACUCAGUUUAAAUUAUUCGCAUGACGUUCAGUUUUACGCCGUUUUAAUAACUUCAACGCCACAUGAUUUGUAUCAAAGUUCGCCCGAGGGAUUGUCUCCCACGUGCCAGCUGCAUAAAUUACGCCAACUUGUAUAUAUCUCUUAAAUAUUUCUGUCUGCUAAAAAGAUUAUAUUAAAUUUUGAUUUGUUUUAUUAUAAUUUAUAAAUCCAAUAUAGCCGAUUAAUUGCCCAUUUUUGGCAGUGUUUCUUUCGCUUUAUGGCCAAAAAAGAAAGCAUCAUUGAAAUCGAAGGGAAUUUCUGUUGGUCAGCUCAUCGAAGAUGAGGAGGUGUUGGAUACUUGAGCAGGGGAGGAGGAGAUGGCCUGAAUAGCGAUGCUGAUGUGGCGGUGGACAAGGAUAUGGAUGUGGAUGCCGAUGAUGCCGAUGAUGAUGAUGAUGAUGAUGACUGAGCUUGCAUAAACGAGUUUGCCCUUAAGUGUAUGCGCAUACUGAAGGAUGGGGCGGAGGAUCCAAAGGAACUGGCUGAGGGGGACUCCAAAAUGAGGUGCUGGUGAAGGUGGUUGGCAGGGGGUGUCAGGGGGUCGCAAGGACGACGAGCAGAGCGAGGAGAAUUUGUGCGUGAGCAGCAUAUUCGAUGUGCCACACAUACAACCAAGUUAUUUAUGCAGACUCACAUACAAAGCAUGCAAAGAUUUUGCAUUACCCUUCCAUCAGGCAACCACCAUCCUUCCAUUAACUCGCCACCCACCACUACCCACUAUCCACUUUCCACUACCCACUACCCACUAUAUCCAGUUGCCAGUAUCUAUCAGGCAUCCACCCACUGAAUGGGCUCUGUGCCAGCAUCAAAAGUAGCAUCUGCCCGGGAGGUCCGCAUACAAUUAGCUGCAACUGUAAUUAAAGCAAUUGUAUAAUAAAUCUUUUGCCAAAUGGGAAAAGAUCCAACCCACUCCCGCUCCUUUUAACCCCAGCAGGUAUAUAUAAUCGGCAAGGGGGGAAAUGGGGGGCUUGAGCAGCGGGUGCCAAGUGAAAUGCUAGCCAAGGAAAAACUACGAAAUUAAUAUAAAUUUAAUAGUUUGGCCCCUGGCAUUUAUGGAGGGCAUAAAACGAAGGCGGGUCGUUAAAUGCAUUCAAAUGGAUCAGCUAGAAAAAAAGGACGAAAUUAGUGCACAGCUUUACAGUCUAUACUUUUACUCGAGUUUUUGGAAUGCGGCUACCAUUUUCCAGUUGAGCACAAAUUUAUUCGAUCCACUUGUCACAAUUUGAUUUUGUUCAGGCAACAAAAAGCCAAAAGCCAUCAAAAAUUGUUCGAAUGUUGAGAAAACCUUUUUGGCGAAGCUCACUUAAGCCCACUUAAAUGUCUGACCAGCGAUCCCGACGCGUUCGUCGUCCGGCAGCGGAAAUAGUCCGCGAACUGAGGAACCUGCGGGCUAAGCCUCUGCGGAUCGACGACGAGAACGAGACGUGGGUGAAUGGCUACGAGAAGCCAGCCACUCCAGAUCUUCCGGUGACCAGUCGCGAUCAGUUGGAGCUGCUACGUCUGAGCCGCCAUCGAAUCGGCAUGCUCCUGGUUCGCCCCGCCUUCGAGCAGGCCGUCACUGGGUGCUUUGUGCGGGUGAACGUCAGUGGGCAGGGCGAGUUGCCUGAUCAUCGGAUCGCCGAGGUGCUGGGCAUCUGCGAGCUGGACUUUGGCUACAAAGUGGAGCAGAUACCGACGAAUGUGGCGCUGCGAUUGCGCUACGAGGACCUGGAGAUGCAGCACGAGAUCAACGAUGUCUCCAACUUGGCCUUCACCCAGGAGGAAUUCGAACUGUGGCGCGAUAACUGCGUUAACCAGGCCAUAAGUCCACCCACCACCCACACGCUGACGCGCAAGAAGGUCGAGCUGUACAACGCGCUGCAGUUGGAGGCCAAGCCUUUAAGCCUGAUCCAAAGGGCCUUCUCCUUCGCCCUGAGGCCCCCGGAGAAAAUCGGCAUCAUGGAGCGGCAUGGCGCUGCUUAUCCCUGGCCAUUGAGUCAUCCGCUCCCGUUCGUUUCGCAACAGGCGCCUGAAAAUCCACCGAGGGGAAAAACGGAUACCGUAGCCGAGGAGGAAGAUCCGGGGGCAGCUGCUCCAUUAUUACCAAAAUCUGAACCAAAUUAAAAGGCAAUUGUUAAUUUUUGAACAUUUAUUCAGCAAGGAUAAUGGCAAUUGGUGGAACUUUUAAUGGCUUGUUAUCAUAAAUAAUUACAGUCAUAAUUGUUGUGCGAAUUUUUGGACUUAAAAUGUGUUAAAACUGCGAACUGGUUGAAAUAUAUUGAACACAAGUGAAUUUAUUCUA